Molecule: messenger RNA, 849 nt
Organism: Vigna angularis (adzuki bean)
Lineage: Eukaryota; Viridiplantae; Streptophyta; Magnoliopsida; Fabales; Fabaceae
Product: probable calcium-binding protein CML18
Exons: 2
Coding region: 214-633 (139 amino acids)
Molecular function (GO): calcium ion binding
Source: RefSeq, a predicted model, not a curated record
CCUCACCGCUUCUGCCACACUCAACAAUACCGCGUUUGGCUCACACUUCCUUUCUUUCACAACUUCUUAACGCGUUUGCCUGACUCAUCCAAUCGCAUAACCGCGCUUUCUAUAAAGCGCGAGUGAGUCACCGCAACCAGCGGAGCGGAACUCACCCAACCCCAAAAUCUUCAGUUUUCUGGUUUUCGUUUUUUUUUCUCUCUCGGUGUCGCCAUGGACGACGAGGUGCGCAAGAUCUUCAACAAGUUCGACAAGAACGGCGACGGGAAGAUCUCGUCCGCGGAGCUGAGGGAGUUGAUGGCGGCGCUGGGAUCGAAAACGACCAUGGAAGAGGUGCGACGCAUGAUGGCCGAGCUCGACCGCAACGGCGACGGCUACAUUGAUUUGAAGGAGUUCGGGGAGUUCCACUGCGGCGGCGGUGGCGGCGACGGGAGGGAGCUCCGGGAGGCGUUCGAGCUGUACGAUCUGGACAAGAACGGGCUGAUCUCGGCGAAGGAGCUGCACUCCGUGAUGCGGAGGCUGGGGGAGAAGUGCUCCCUCAGUGACUGCCGGAGAAUGAUCGGAAACGUGGAUGCCGACGGCGACGGCAGCGUGAAUUUCGAGGAGUUCAAGAAGAUGAUGACGCGCUCGUAGUUUACAGUUUCUUCGUCAACCUUGGUGAUUUCUUCCUGCUUCAUACUGGGAGGUGGCGGCAAUGUUCUUGUCACCAGCUCUACUAUUUCGGUCACCUCUUCAUCUGGAAGACGCCCCUCACAACUCUCUAUGAUCUGUGUAAUCAAAGUGAACAAACUGUUUAAUUACAGUUUCGUAGGGGCACCUAUUGAAAUAGACUUUAAAUAUCUUAAACCA